AAGGGAAGACAGCGCCUAUUGCCGAUGCAGACCGUCGUUAGUAUGCUGUUACGGCUUCAAUGCUUCAUUACAUGUGCUGUUAUGUGUCAAAAUUACUCAAAAAUUAUUUAUACAUUUUCACCCUCGACUCACUCUACAUACAGUAUCUAUCUAUCUAUCUAUCUAUCUAUCUAUCUAUCUAUCUAUCUAUCUAUCUAUCUAUCUAUCUAUCUAUCUAUCUAUCUAUCCCGUUACUUAGACAUUUUAGCGUCUCUUCGUCUUUCGCUGGUUCUGGUAACGCGUUUGGAGGCGGACCGGCUUUAGUUUCCACUCGGCACCAAUCGUGUCCUGGCGGCAGUAAAUAGGCUGACGAGUGACGCGGGCAGUAAGGGGAGGGCGUAUUUCUUUACUUCUACCUCAGUUUAGGGCUUUCCUCAGCGCUUGGGAUCUAAAUGGGACAAUGUUCCCACUGUGAUAUCUCAGGCAGAUUACUUAGAUGUUUUCUAAGAUAUUGACUAGCAUUCUAUCAUUGCUUACAUAUUUUAGUGUGUCGAAGCAACUGCGAACGUAGUACAGAACGAGAAGAUCCUCCUAUUUCAGUUCGCCGUAACGCGGCAGGGGUACAAACUUUGAGCUAUAAAAGCGCGUCUAACCUCCAGCAACCCUAAUUAACAGGUGAUUAUCAGCGCAAAUUUAUCAGGUUUGCUGUUUUCGGGGUGCCUUUUUUAUUGUUGUUUUUUUAUAAUACGAAAGUAAGCAUUUGAUGGAGCGGUGAUGUUGACGUUGCUAGCUGUACUGAGAACUUUCAGAAGUUGGCCAUUUUAGCUACAUGCACAAUAGCGUUGAAAUUGUGUGAGCUAAGCACUGACUUUGUGGCUUUUUUGGAAUUUGAAGUUAUGGUAAGGCAAACGAGAUGUUUUAUGGAUAUUGCAACAGGUCCUGAGCCACAGCCGAGACGCUUCUCUGCGGGAAAAUUGUCUCAGCGCUCAAGUAUGUUGGACGGUAUCAAAAUUGAAGACCGUUCUCUCCGGACGGGACCAGCCACUCUUGGAGUUAUGCUAGGCUCGGACUGCCAUCAGCAGGCGGUGUGUGAGGGUUGCCAGCGGCCCAUAGCCGACCGCUUCCUGAUGCGCGUCAACGAGUCGUCGUGGCACGAAGAGUGUUUGCAAUGCGCCGUAUGUCAGCAGCCGCUCACCACCAGCUGCUACUUCCGAGACAGAAAACUCUACUGCAAACAUGACUACCAACAAUUAUUUGCGACUAAAUGCAGUGGAUGCCUGGAGAAGAUAGCACCCACAGAGUUUGUGAUGCGGGCAUUAGAGUGUGUGUACCAUCUCAACUGCUUCUGCUGUUGUGUGUGCGAUCGACAGCUACGUAAAGGUGAUGAAUUUGUAUUGAAAGACGGUCAGCUGCUGUGCAAGAGUGACUAUGAAAAGGAGAAAGAUCUGCUUGGAUCUGUCAGCCCUGAUGACUCUGAUUCAGAGAAGAGCGAGGACGAGGAGCUGGAUAUCAAACCGGAGAAGUGCUCAGGAGGCCCUGGAAAAGGGGAUGAUGGGAAGGAUCCAAGGAGACCCAAACGACCACGUACCAUCCUCACCACGCAGCAGAGACGGGCGUUCAAGGCCUCGUUUGAGGUGUCCUCAAAACCCUGCCGGAAGGUGAGAGAAACCCUGGCUGCUGAAACAGGCCUGAGUGUACGUGUGGUUCAAGUGUGGUUCCAGAACCAAAGAGCCAAGAUGAAGAAGUUGGCCCGAAGACAGCAGCAGCAACAGGAGCAGCAGAACUCUCAAAGGCUAGGCCAAGAGGUGAUGUCCAAUAGGAUGGAGAACAUGAUGAACUCCUACACACCACUGGCUUCUGCACAACAGCAGAUGGUUGCCAUGGAAAAUGGCUACACUGCUGAUGCCUUCCAACAAGGCCUCACCCCACCUCAGAUGCCUGGUGACCACAUGAACCCAUACGGAAAUGACUCCAUAUUCCAUGACAUCGACAGCGACACCUCCUUGACCAGCCUUAGUGACUGCUUCAUGGCUUCUUCAGAAGCAGGCUCACUGCAGGCACGUGUGGGAAACCCCAUUGACCGACUUUACUCCAUGCAGAGCUCUUAUUUUGCAUCAUGAAUGCCAGCAUGGACAGGGACAACCAAAUGUGGGUUCACUUACUGCAACCCACUGCUCCCUUUAUUACAUGCCUCGGAAUCAAGAACUCUCAGCAAAGACUUCUACAAUGAAUAGGCCAAAAAAGGGCCCAGGAAAUAAAAAUCAUAGAACUUGAAAACAAGCGUCCUUGAUAUUCAGUAGUGAAAAAUGCAGCUCAGGAACAUCUGGUAUUCUGAGGCUGACAGACUUUUUCUAGAUAUGUUUGUAUAAUACUUUCACAAAAGUAGCACGAUUUGUCAACAUCCACCUACAGCAGAAAAGAUGUACAGUUAAAAGCCCUGAAGCCACAAACCUCAGUACACCGCAUCCUGCCAAGGAAGCUGAAGAUCAAGACAUAAAUCUCACAAUGCAUGAAGUCAUAUUCUUAGCGAACAUGGCAUUGAAAAAGAAAAUCUUUAGAAAAUAGCUGAAAAAAUCUUGUGUUGUUGAGAUGUUUAAAAUGUGAUGUUUGGACUCAUAUUUUUUGUUAUGUUCAGCAUUGCAUUUUUAUCACUUUAAUAGGUUUAGCUAUGAAAGUGGAUUUAGAAUAUGUAGCUGGAAGAGGAAUGUAUAGUGUAAGCGUACAUGCUUGUGUGUGUGCGUGUGCGCGUGUGUGUGUGUGUGUGUGUGUGUGAGAAAAAAGAGAGAAUGUGUGAGCAUUUGAUGUAGUCACCUCUUUGUAUGUGUGUUGUGAUUAAGCGUGUUCUAGUUUGAGAGACAGUAAGAGACAGACAGCAAAAGCUCUAUAUUUGUGUAAAUAUAUGUUUCCCGAACAAAUCAGCUGUGCAUGUUCAAAUGGAGAACAUUCUAUUUAUUUAACUAAACCAUGCUCUUGAAUUUACUUAUGUAACUGAAAAGCUUUAUUUCAAAAGGAGAAAACCUCAUCAAAUAGUUCAAGCAUAAUAAUCACAGCUCAUGUGUAUAUCAUUUAAAAAUUAAAUAUACCCCCAUCUUCAGCUUAGAUGUACAUCAGCAAAUGUGUGCUAUUUAUUUGUUACAAGCCCAAAACUGGGGCUUCUCAAUCAUCCCUGGGGACCCACUGACUUGGUAUAAGGAUUUCCUAACCUGUUUCAGCUGAUUGUUAAGCCCUUCAUCAGCUGGAUCAGGUGUGUUGGCACAGAGGAAAUGCUGGGACACUGUGCAGUUUAGUUGGUUCCCAAAAUGGAAGCUGAGAAACCCUGCCCAAAAACUUUGACAAAAUGCAUUUCCAAAUGUGAACACUGCUAAAUUACCAAAGUUUGUUGGUACAAUGAAUAAACUAUGUUUCUCCUGA
Molecule: messenger RNA, 3390 nt
Organism: Tachysurus fulvidraco (yellow catfish)
Lineage: Eukaryota; Metazoa; Chordata; Actinopteri; Siluriformes; Bagridae
Gene: lmx1bb
Product: LIM homeobox transcription factor 1, beta b
Exons: 8
Coding region: 876-2099 (407 amino acids)
Biological process (GO): neuron differentiation; regulation of transcription by RNA polymerase II
Cellular component (GO): nucleus
Molecular function (GO): DNA-binding transcription factor activity, RNA polymerase II-specific; RNA polymerase II transcription regulatory region sequence-specific DNA binding
Source: RefSeq, a predicted model, not a curated record